UUUCAAACGAUGGUUUUUAAGUCAAGCGGUAGCGCGGAUUUACUGGAACGAGUUCGAAAUUCGAAGUGCCAAUUUUCAAAAAAUUUUCGUGUAAAAAAUUUAAAUUCUUGCUAAAAUACGAUGGAUUCUAGUGAGUAGCAUUAAUAUAUUUGCUUUUACUUCAAACCAUAAUAUAAAGGAAUAUAUUUAGUGGUCUCUUUGAUAAUAUUUGUGUGUGUUUUUAAGGUUUUUCUCGGGUACCUUCAACCGGUCUACAACUGACGCCUACGUCUAGAGGUGGCAGCAUGAUGGGGCAAACGGGAUCAAUGAGUUUUGGUACGCCGAGCCAUGGUCAGAAUACAAGCAGUUAUCUUCCUGGAUAUCUGCUAGGCGGACAUACCCCUUCUCAAAUGGUAGGUAUCAUUGACCAGCGAUCUUCGGGUCUGAAUGAAAAGAUAGUUUGGCUGAUCAUUUGUCUGUGGUCGAUUGUGAGAGAUAAACUACUUGAAGAAUAGAAACAGGACUUCAGUGUUUUGAGCGAAAGCCCUUCGUCACCCUUCAUGAAGGCCCUUUGCUCAAAAUGUCAAAGUUCUGCAUGUAUUUUUCAAGUAGUUGUAUAUCUUUUAUAAUCCGCAGUUAUUAUCAUCUCUACCUACCCCCUCCCCCCAGCACACCAUCUCCCCGCCCAGCACACCAUCCCCAUCACACCCUACCACCAUGCCAUCCCUGGAAAGUAUCCCACCUACCCCCAUAAAAAUUUCUAACAUAAAUUGCACCAAUCUUAUUGUUUUAGUCUCAUUCCCACGACAUGUCGUAUGGUCAAAGUUCUCGUAACAGAAGUCCUGGGAAAAUGAAAUCAUGGUCACCGUCAAGGUCUGGUGGACAGAUCUACGGUAGUCAUGGAAAGUCAAGUGCGAACAGGGACAGAAAAGAUGUCGGCCAGAUCCGACACACUAUGUAUGUAUUCUGAGGUUAUAAUUCAUUUGUAGAUAGAUUGAUUGAUCAGGUAGUUAGUCAGGCAGUUAAUCAGAGUGAGGGGUCCGCCACGGCAUUCGAAAGUGUACAAGAUUUCGAAAUCAGGUGAUUUCUAACCUGAUUUCUUGUUUUUUAACCUGAUUUCUGUUGAUUUCUAACCGGAUUUCUGUUGAUUUAUAAUUGAGUUUGAGUCAAAUGUUUCCCAGCCAGUCACUCACUCUGGCUCAGAGUUGUUAACAAGUCCUAUGUUGCAAGUCCAAGUCAAGUCACAAGUCAUUUCCUGCAAGUUCAAGUCAAGUCACAAGUCAUUUGGUCUGAGUUCAAGUCAAGUCACAAGUCAUUUUGUCUAAAUCCAAGUCAAGUCAAGUCACAAGUCAUUCCGAGUGGCAAGUCAAUUCAAGUCAAGUCACAAGUCAUUUUAUCGCCACAUGUGGCCAUGUUUUCUCACGCAAAACGACAAAAUAUGUAAAUAUGGUGUCGUUAUUUUAUGUCAGAAAUUUUACCACGAAAUCGCGAAAAAAAAAGCUUUGUCAGAAAAUAUGCCGGCACAAAUUCUGUCGAUGCCAUUGAUACACUAAGGUCGUUGCCCAAAUUGUACAACACGACGAUCGAUCGAUCAACACAAAGAUUUUGGAAAACUUGAUUUUCAGUAUAGAUAUUUACGUUUGACUUGCGUUGGUAACAAGUCAUUUCUUGCAAGUCCAAGUCACAAGUCAUUUUGCCCAAGUCCAAGUCAAGUCACAAGUCAUCAGUCUCUUUAACAAGUCAAGUCACAAGUCACAAAAAUUGCGACUCGAGUCCGACUCGAGUCCAAGUCACAUGACUCGAGUCUACAACUCUGCUCUGGCUCAGCCAGUGAACUCUAAUAAGAGUUCACUGGGCUCAGCUAAGCCAGUCAUUCAAGUGAGUCAAUGAGUUAUUAAACCAGUCAUAGCUACUUAUUUAGUUAGCUACUAUAUGCAGUAUAAGAUUUCAAGCUCUGCUAACGCUCUUAUUUUUUCAACGUAAUUGACAGUGCAACCCUAUUUUCUCAGAGUGGUUGUAGGCUGCUCAUACAGCGUGCCAGAAUGGUGUCUGUUGUCACACUAAUUAUUGAACCAAAUUGCUUAAAUUUGUCCAUAGGAAAUAUGCAGCUCUGGUUAAUAUUGAUGUCGGGACUCUACUGAAAAUUGCCCAGCAAAAAACUGCCAAAAUCAUGAAAAAAAUAUUCAAAAAAAUUGUUUAUUUUCGACUUACCUACCCUAAUUUGUUCAUGAUAUCAAAUGAAACCGGAACCACAGGUAUUUUUUUAGGCCUUAUUGCCAUGACCGGCACUGGUGCAGACCAUUCUGUGUCAAGAAUUAUUUUUUCAUCAUUCUUACAGCAGUGAAGGUCACACUCCAAAGAGUCUAAGAGGAAAGGCUCCUCCUGUGGCAGAUCUUUUUAAUGACACAAGCCCAACACAAAGUCCAAUGAGAAGAGAAAACCAACAUGUAAAUUAUAUAAUUAUAUUGUAACAAUUUUAUCAUGGUGAUAAAAAUGUAUUGUAUGCAAAUGAUAGAAAACAUUAUUAAAUUAUUAUGACAUAUUAAUUUCUAGAUGGAUGUGCAUAUGGUUACACUUGCAUCACAGACUAAUUCUCCUAGUAAGUCGACUGGCAAACAAUUUUUUAAAGUGCGACUAACUCCAAAUAUGAUUUUUUGUGUGUGUAAUAUUUGGAUCAUUCUGAGAAGAAAUGUAAUAUAUCUUUAUAAUAAAAAAUCCCAUCUUGAUCAACUUUUUCACUAUCAAAGUUUUCCCGGAUAUGAUGUCAUUAGGUGAAUUGUGAAUUAGUUUUCCUUUGUUUUGUUUUUUUUACCAAAAAUUCACCUAACGACAUCAUAUCCGGAAACUUUGACAGUGAAAAAGUUGAUCAAGAUGAGGUUUUUUAUUAUAAAGAUACAUUACAUUUCUUCUUAGAAUGACCCAAAUAUUACACAUACCAAAAAUCAUAUUUGGGGUUUGUCGCACUUUAAUGAUUGAGGAAAGAAAGAUGCAAGGAAGUUUUGUUAUAUAAUACACCUUUCUACACAUGCAAAUCUAUCAUCUUGUAGCAAGUCUGCCAACAAGCCGUCAACAAGUUGUGUUCGCACUGCUUGUCCCAAGUUAUCAACAAGUUUGGCACAAGUUGUUAACAACUUGUAACAAGCUUGAUGGCAUUAUCAGACUUGUAGCAAGGUUGUUCCAACAAGUCCGAUACAGUCAUGAUAUAACAAUAUUGUUACAACCUUGUGUUGUCAACCUUGUACUCUUGUAGCAUUCUUGUUAUAUCAUGACUGUAUCAGACUUGUUAGAACAACCUUGUAACAAGUCUGAUAAUGCCAUCAAGCUUGUUACAAGUUGUUAACAGCUUGCUCCAAACUUGUUACAACAACUGGGAACAAGCAGUGCGAACACAACUUGUCGACAGCUUGUGAACAGAUUUGUAACAACUUGUUUGCAGACCUGUAACAACUUGUGCAUUUUUACGUGUGUAGUUCAGCAAAUAUACAACUAGUAUGGAAUUUUUUAUUUAACAUUUGACUAAUGUAUUUUUGUUCCUAGGUCACAGAUCACGACAUAGCACAACAGAUUUUCGAGAGCAUUUGUUGAGUCCUUCCAGAAAACCUAUUUCAUCUCCUGCUCAAAUAGAUCCAUUCUACUCCCAAGGGUAAAGGACAAAGCAAAAAUGUUAUGCACUAUUUAAAACACAAGCAGGAGUGUUUCAGGGUGCGAUAAUCCACAAUUUUUAGUCGUACCCGACUGGUACGCCAAUGGUCGUUGCCGCGUACUUGCGCUUGUACACAAUCAGUACUCAAUUUGUACUUAGUCAUUAAAAUAAGGUUCAUAAAGUACAGGUUUCUGAAAAGUAUGUUCAGACUACGAGGUAGAAAAAGAGCACAAUUGGUCAAUUGCAUAUACAAACAAUCGACUCCAACGUUUCUUAAUGCCGUCAGUUCAAUCAUGUUUCAUGUCAAGACAUCUCAGACACAUGAUAUACCAACUAAAUUACGGUAUUGAAUACCUUGGACUUGGAAAGGUCAUGUCAGGGCGCAAAAUAACGGCCGGAGGGUCGCCGGUCAAGGUGACCGACCAACUCAAUUUUAGCUCGGACAUACCGAAUCUCUGGCCGGUCAAAUUAUUCAGCUUAAAGCAAAGCUUAGUAAAGUAUACCCUUAAAAAUGUGACUAUUUUCCAAGUAUAGCAUUACAAAAAGCCUUACUGUAAUCAGUAAUUAAAAAGUCCUUCACAUAAAACAGCUUGCACUUCGCUAAAACCAUGGCCUUAACUCGUGCAUAAGCUAAAAGCAUGGCCAUGGGUUUUGUGACGUACUGCGUGGGAAAGCUUGCCCGUACAUUGAAGUUCUUUUCCCGCAAAAUAUUCGACAACAUGUUAUGGUUCUUAAUUAUAAUACUUGACAACUUUAUUUUGAUUAUUAAUUCAAAUGAAGAACAGUUUGUUCUUUUACCGAAAGUGAGCGAUCAAAAUGACCGGCAAGUUAAGAAGAAUUUGACCGGACAACUCCGCAUUCUGGCCGGUCUUUGUCCGUUGACCGGCCGUUAUUUCGCGCCCUGCAUGUGCGCAGAUAGCAAGAGCUCUGCUUACCUACGUGGGACUUGGCUGAAAACAAAGAAGUACAAGACCGUAAUAUUGGCGUACCUCCGGUACAUACACUAAGUACGUGAAUUAUCGCACCCUGGUAGGUCACAAUAUCAUUCAUGGUGACUUAUUGUGUUAAAACAUUCUGAACACCUUUAUUGCAGUGAAAGUAUCACAACAAACGAAACACUAGAUGAAUGUUCUAUUACUGCUUUUGGGUAUGAAAUUCUUUCAUUUUGUGAAGAAAGUGUAGUCUAUAGGCCCAUUGCACAUGACGUCACAGCGCCGGCGACGAUGCAUCUGGAGGACAAGUUAGCAAUCUAUGCAUAAUAUAACUUUUGUAAACAAAGCAAAUUUUGUAAAACUUUAUAAUAAUUUUGUAUUAAAAUGGUUAGUUUUUGUGCUGUAUGUGGUUGUUGUACCCGAACAGAUAUUGUUAGGGAGCAUCUGGAGGACACUCUAAGGGAUUUGUGACGUCAGUGCAAAGGGUCUAUAUUGUUCACUGUAAAAACACUCUGGAAAGUGUAGUCUAAAUUGUAGUAUAACAUUAUUUACUUUCAGGUUUCCACCAUCAGCAAGUUCUUUUCUUCUGCAACAGUUCUCGCAGUAUGGAAGUAUUUUAAAACACGAAGUAUGUUAUUAUGUAAAGUUUAAACAUUUUUGGAAGGAAAUUCUAUUUGGUAUAGCCUUUCUGUGUUUUAUUAUCGUUUUAUCAAGGUUGCCUCAAGUGGAAAUUGGAUGCACAUAAAAUACCAAUCAAAACUUCAAGCCAAAAAGGUAGCUGCAAAAUUCCAUUUUCUCAACACACAGUAUUCAUCACCACUAUUGUUGCUGUCAGCAUCAUCAUUACCACUAUAAUAAUGAUUAAUUAUCACCACAACCAUCAUCACCAUAACCACCAUCAUCAUAUCACCACAACCUUUAUCACUGUAACCAUCAUCACCAUAACCAUAUCAUCACCAUAACCACCAUCACCAUAACCAUAACCAUAUCAUCACCAUAACCAUAUCAUCACCAUAUCAUCACCAUAACCAUAUCACCAUGACCAUAUCAUCACCAUAACCAUAUCAUCACCAUAACCAUAUCAUCACCAUAACCAUAUCAUCACCAUAACCAUAUCAUCACCAUAACCAUAUCAUCACCAUAACUAUAUCAUCACCAUAUCAUAAUAACCAUAUCAUCACCCUAACCAUAUCACCAUAACUAUAUCAUCACCAUAACCAUAUCAUUACCAUAACCAUAUCAUCACCAUAUCAUAAUAACCAUAUCAUCACCAUAACCAUAUCAUCACCAUAACCAUAUCUUCACCAUAUCAUCAUCAUAACCAUAUCAUCACCAUAACCAUAUCAUCACCAUAACCAUAUCAUCACCAUAACCAUAUCAUCACCAUAACCAUAUCAUCACCAUAACCAUAUCAUCACCAUAACCAUAUCACAUCCUUCAUCACCAUAACCAUCAUCACCAUAACCAUCAUCACCAUGACCAUAUCAUCACCAUGACCAUAUCAUCACAACCUUCAUCACCAUAACCAUAUCAUCACCAUAUCAUUACCAUAACCAUAUCAUCACCAUAACCAUGUCAUCACCAUAACCAUAUCAUCACAACCUUCAUCACUGUAACCAUCAUCACUGUACUGUCAACAUGAUUUGUGCACCAUCAAUAUCAUGUUAAGUAACACGAUCACCAUUAAUGAGAAAGAAAGACUCGUCACCACCAUCAUCAUUAGCGUAACAUAUGAACUAAAAUUUCUUUGUUGAUCGUUUUGGUUAAUUUGCUUUUUAAUUGUCAAAGGCAUUGAGCAAAAAUGGGAAAAUAUUUGGCAACAAUAUGAUGGUCGGUGUUAAACAAUGCAUUGAUAAGGUUAGUUCCCUGUUUCCAGCGUUGUAAAGUUUUUCCCUGUAAUUUUAAGAUCUUGUGGAUUUGUAAUUUUUUCCUUUUGUAAUUAUAGAGUUUUAUGUUUGAAACUGGCAAAGAGAAUCUUCCAACCUCAGCCACAACCUCGCUGUCUGUUUCGAGUGAUGUCGCUGCUCCUUCGCCAUCUAGAAAAACGCCCAUACGUCCUUUGACAGCGGCCUAUCAAGCAGCCAGUAGUGACAUCGAGGU
Messenger RNA from Paramuricea clavata, 6654 nucleotides. The record is from the annotation of a GenBank genome assembly. NCBI's taxonomy places the organism in Eukaryota, Metazoa, Cnidaria, Anthozoa, Malacalcyonacea, Plexauridae.